GAAGAGAGAAGAAGAGAAUCACAUUCAAAUCAAAACAACACCCAAGCAAGAUCACUUCUUCUUAAACAUCACAAAGAAAACUCUUUAAAGUGGUUCACCUUCCCUUCAAAGGUCAGAUUAUGAGGAUAGUGGAAACCGAAGCUCACCCUCGGAUCCAACCAGAACCAGAACCAGAACCAACUGAAGAACAUCAAAUCAAGAUGGUCUUACAUCCUUCCACUCGUCGAUUCUCUCGAUACUUUAAUUUAUUGUUUUCUAGAUUAUUUAAUUUCGCUACAAGAAUCUCUCCUUCAUUAUUGAAUGCAAUUGUUGCGGCUACUCAAAGAUUAGAUCUUUCUUUAGAUCCUUCCAAGACUAUUAAUCGACUUAAAUCAUAUCGUUGGCAUUGGAAGAAUGAUGUUCAAUAUCUCAUCAUGAUCAGUGUGGCAGGUUUAAGUUUAUAUAUCUGUGGACUACCUUGGUUCUUCAAACUGUUCAUCAUUCUAGCUUACUCAACGGCUCUUCUAGUACCUCUCACCUCUCAAUUCUUCUUACCAGCUUCUCCGAUCUUCACAUGGGUGAUCAUGUUCUUUUCCAAUAAAUACAUUCCCAUGAGUUUUCGUUCCAGGAUUCAUAUUUGGGUGUCCAUCUUACCUACCUUGGAAUCAGUUCUCUACGGUGCCAAUAUCUCAGAUAUUCUCACGCGUUAUACGAAUCCUUGGUUAGAUGUCAUUGCUUGGUUACCGUAUGGUGUCUUACAUUUCGUUUUACCCUUUGUGACGGCUAUCUUCUUGUUCGUCUUUGGGGGUCCGGGUGCGGUGAAGUUCUUUGGUAAAGCUUUUGGGUAUAUGAAUUUAGCCGGUGUAGCUGUUCAAAUCCUUUUUCCUUGUGCUCCUCCUUGGUACGAAUUAAGUCAUGGAAUCACACCAGCGAAUUAUAAUAUCUUAGGAGAAGCCGGUGGAUUAGCUAGGAUCGAUCAUUUGUUUCAUUCCAAAGGUUAUACCAAUACGUUUCGAAACUCACCGAUCGUCUUUGGUGCCUUUCCUAGUUUACAUGCGGGUUGUGCUACACUUGAAGCUUUGUUCUUGUCACAUUAUUUUCCUAGAUGGAGAGUACUUUAUUGGACUUAUGCUUUUAUUUUGUAUUGGAGUACAAUGUAUUUAACACAUCAUUAUUUAAUUGAUUUAGUGGCAGGUGGAUCGUUUGCGAUUUCAGCUUUUUAUUUAUUCUUAACAGAAGAUCAAAGACAUUUACCUAUGUUGAAUGCAUCUAAUGCAGGAGAAGAAGAAUCGAUUGCCAAAGGAUAUCAUACAGGACUUCGAGGGAUGAUCGGACAUAAAGGAGCCAAUGGAUCUUGGACUAAUCUUAAUCAACAAAUCGAAUCAAGUCAUAGUCAUUCAACUCAAGCUUAUCAAUCUGUAGACAAACGAAACCUAGAUGAUUUAGAAAAUGGUGAGAUGGGAUAUGGUGGAUCGAGGCAUUAUGGACAAGGAAGAUUUGAAGAAGGUGAUCUUGGAUCUUAUACUUCUUCGCAUCAUCAUCAUCAUCUUCAAGAUCAAUCCUCGAUCCCAUUAACUUCAGAUUAUAGAUCUCCAGCGAAAUCUACGUUGACGAAUGUUCAAUCGAGAGCCACUAGCCCGGUUCCUGGUUCCAAACCUUGGACCGGAUUGAGUGAAGAUGAUUAUGCGCUUCAUCAUCAUUCGGCUGAUGUUUCUUUAGAUAGUCUGGGAGCUGGCUCGAAUGGUUUAUCGGCUAGUGCUAUUCCUUCGGUGGUUGGAUAUGGGAUGACGGUGGACCCGGUUGCGAGAACGAAAACUCCGAAACUUGAAUGAUUGAUUUGGAGCGGGAAAUCCGAUGGAUUGUAAGAAGAUUAGGAAGCAUGAGUUUGAUUUAAUGGAAAUUGUCAAAAAUUGAGACUUGAAGAUUGGUUUGAUAGAUCAAUGAUGAUUGAUAUUUCAAACAUUCAAAAGAAAUUUAAUGAGUCUUUAUAGUAGUUAGUUUGAAGAAGAAGAAGAAAUGUGGAUCACUUUUUGGUUUAAUCUUAAUGUUUGAUUAUGUUUUUCUUUUUCUUUUUCUUUUUUCGUUUUGAUUGGAUUGGAUUGAUUGAUGAAACACAUCAAGAGCAAAAGAAGAAGCAGAAGAAAAGAUUAUGAUUUAAUUUCUCUUGAGCUCUUGUUGUGAUUUUUUUUUCUAUAGUCAGUUACUCAGAUUAAUGAAUUAGUAAGGUGUUUCUUCCUUCAAAGCCCCAAAAAAACGACAAAAAGCAAUGUGUGGUUUAGGUUUUGUAUCUUUUUUUUUUCUGGUGUGGGAUGUUUUAUUUUUUUGGUUUUACAUAUCUAUCUGAUUCUAUAUAUUCUCUUGCAUUUUUUUUUCUUUUUGAACAAUGGGGUUUUGGAGUUGCUUAUAAAGGGAAAGAAGAAGGGGUUUUUAUUAUGAUUUGUUUUUUUUCGCUUAUUGAAUUUGAAUGAACAUUUUUUUGUGGGGGGUGAUGCAACGUUUUAUAAGGUUACAAAAUUGAAACUACAUAGGGGUUUUAUG
Messenger RNA from Melampsora larici-populina 98AG31, 2517 nucleotides. RefSeq lists its product as uncharacterized. Gene Ontology annotation, biological process: sphingolipid biosynthetic process; inositol phosphoceramide metabolic process. The record is from RefSeq and is a predicted model, not a curated record. The transcript is spliced from 6 exons. Gene Ontology annotation, molecular function: inositol phosphoceramide synthase activity. The coding region runs from base 120 to 1811 and encodes 563 amino acids. Gene Ontology annotation, cellular component: inositol phosphoceramide synthase complex. Lineage: Eukaryota; Fungi; Basidiomycota; Pucciniomycetes; Pucciniales; Melampsoraceae.